AUGGAUCCGCGCCGCGCGCCCCUCCUCGCGGCCUGCCUCGGCUUGCUCCUGCUCACGGCCGCGCCGGCGCGGUGCCUGGCGGAGAGCCGAGAUGCCAUGAGCGACGGAGCUAGCUCGGACGGCGCCAGCGGCAGCAGCGGGCCGAUCGGCGGUGCGGGAAGCGGAUGGCCGGGGCACGUCAGAAGGCUCCGGCAACAGAACUUGGUUUUGAUCACACAGGGGCCUUCUGCAAAUUCAUUUUCAAAUAAAGGCGAGGCAGUUAUCCAUUUCGUCGUGGAAGGUUUCUACACCAUGACGGUGUGCUCGCUGCAACUCGAGGGCGAGGUGCUCUGGGGAUGGCACGAGUGCAAGUCGCCGUAUGAACUAGAGAACCUGAGCCAGGACGGUAGAUACACUUUCGAGAUUCAGGCUCUAGUCGGCAGUGGGCAGAAUAGUGCAUCAGAGACGCACAAUCCCAAUGGUGGCAGUGCAUCUGUCAGCUGGAUAGUGGACCAGGUGCCACCAGACACGCACUUUGUGGGUGAUAUGCCUAGCAAGGAAACAAAAGAGAACUUUGCAACUUUCAACUUUGAAGGAACAGAUGGUUUGUUCGACGUUGAACGCUUUGAGUGCAGUUUUGACAGCAGGGCAUGGGAGGACUGUCAAAGUGGCAUCAAAUUGCAGGGCUUGUCUGUUGGCCUCAACACAAUACGAGUACGAGCAGUUGACCGGGCAGGGAAUGUGGAUCCCACCCCAGAGCGUUUUGGCUGGGUCGUUGGCCCAGCACCCGAUCGGCCACUCAUCGGGUCUGACGGUGUUCUGGUAGAGAAGGGGACAGAUGGGGAUCCUGAUUUUGGAGGCGGCUUUAUUGGUGUCCCAACGGAUGGAUCUGCUUCUGAGCCUGGGGAGCCACAAGUGCCACCUGCCACUGGGGUUGGCGACACUGCUUGGACUGCCAAAAUUGAAGAUGGGCUUGGUGAUGCGGCAGAGAUGGCUGAAGAAAACGUGUUGGCGUCUGUGGGCAUUGCAGCCGCAUUGCUGGCGUUGCUCGCAAUGUGCUGCUGUUGGGUGUGUGUGAGAUGUCGAAAAUCGCAGGCCAACAAGUUAGGGCAGCCCCUGGUGGACCUGGAACAGCAGCUGGGAAACGUGCGGCAGGGUCAACCCGCCCUGGGAAACCAUGGGACUGUUGGGCCAGAGGUUGAUGGAUCCCAGAUCAAAAAUCUGCUGCAAGAAAGCCUCCCUGACAAGUGCAGGCGUUUCAAGUACAGCGAACUUUCUGAUGCAACUGGCGGUUUCCGAGAGGAGAGCAUGCUGGGGGAGGGGGGGUUUGGCAAGGUUUACCAUGGCGUGUUGAAGGAUGGCACGCAGGUGGCGGUGAAGAAGCUUGAGAAAGGGGGCCAGCAAGGCGACAAGGAGUUCUACAUCGAGAUCUCCACACUGUCCAAAAAGUGCAACAGCCCAAACCUUGUCAGGCUUCUGGGUGCGUGCGUAGAGGACAAUCAUCGGCUGUGUGUGUUCGACCUCAUGGAAUGGGGCAAUCUUCGAGACCUGCUGGAUCGCAGUGACACGAGGCUGAACUGGGAGGGAAGGGUCAAAGUGGCAAUUGAUGCAGCCAAAGGGCUGUUGUACCUGCAUGAGGGGGAAGGUCUUGCCAUUGUCCACAGGGACUUCAAAUCGGAAAACAUUCUGCUGGACAGAUAUGGAGAGGCCCAUAUCUCGGACUUUGGCUUGGCAACAACAAUGCAGAAGAGUGCACAUUCCAGGCACAGCAGGCGAUCAUCCUCCACAGCCCAUUCCCAAGCGAUUAUGGGGACAUUUGGUUACGUUGCCCCAGAGUAUGCCACCACAGGACGUGUCACCACCAAGUCAGAUGUUUACUCUUUUGGGGUAGUUAUGCUGGAGUUGCUGACGGGCCGCCACGCAGUUGACAUGAAGCGGCCAGAAGGCGAGCAGCACCUGGUGCAGUGGGUACUGCGGAGGAAGGACACCCUGGAUGGGAUCAUGAAGUCUGCCGACCCAGCCUUGGAAGACCAGGCUUCGGGUGUGCAGUUGGCAGCUUAUGUUGAGCUGGCUGCCACUUGCUUGCUCACAAAUCCACAGGAGCGGCCGACAAUGUCCGCAGUGACUGUUGCCCUUGAGCAGCUCAGGAAUUUUGGCCCCGAUGAAGAGGGCUUGCUAAGCAACUCCAAGCGAUCACUGCUGCAACUUGACAGAAAGUCGUCAACGUCGUGCGCGCCUGCCCCAAAAGUGCCUCCUCUCCCCAGGCUGCCCUCCAUCCCAGCUGGCCAGGAGCCAGAGGAGUUCCACAGCAGCCGAUCAGCGCACCCCGAUUCGGAACCCAAGGGCGAGGGGCAGCAUUCGACGGGCGCCAGCCCAAACUUGGAUGUGGUGGGAACUCAGCAAAUGGGUGGCGUGGUGGUGGGCAAGGCUGUGCAAUGGGUGCGUUUCGAGGGCGGCACUUUGGAGAAGAUCAACAGGUCCCACUCAGACACUGUUGUGAGCCCCGACGAACUGCCAGAUCCAAUAACAUCGGUGCAGAGCGCAGGGGAGCUGGGGCAGGGGUGCAACGCCACUUGGGGAUUCGAUGCCGAACUGCAGGGCGGAGUAUUUACUGCUGGGGCGCACCUCCCCAUUGUGGCGGCGUUUGGAAGUGCUGCAGUGCUGGGCGAAGCAGUUCCCGGCCCAGCAGCUGCGGUGGACGCUGACCACCCAGUUCCAGGCGCAGCCGCGUCAGCAGCAGGCUCCAAGGCCACACCCCUGGCGUCAGAGGCCAAGCUUGAAGGUGCGGCACUGGACAACGGUCAGCAGCAGGCGCAACCUUGA
Messenger RNA from Ostreobium quekettii, 2802 nucleotides. The record is from the annotation of a GenBank genome assembly. NCBI's taxonomy places the organism in Eukaryota, Viridiplantae, Chlorophyta, Ulvophyceae, Bryopsidales, Ostreobiaceae.